Molecule: messenger RNA, 886 nt
Organism: Topomyia yanbarensis
Lineage: Eukaryota; Metazoa; Arthropoda; Insecta; Diptera; Culicidae
Gene: lsn
Product: vacuolar-sorting protein SNF8
Exons: 4
Coding region: 107-847 (246 amino acids)
Biological process (GO): protein transport to vacuole involved in ubiquitin-dependent protein catabolic process via the multivesicular body sorting pathway
Cellular component (GO): ESCRT II complex
Source: RefSeq, a predicted model, not a curated record
CCCACCUUUCUAUUUCUACUUCUUGGAUCUGUCAGACAUUCGAGAGGGGCAUGAAGUUUGACGUGAACGUCGCCGAAAGCAAAAUAUUUACUUUAUAGCUGGGAUAAUGCGACGUCGGGCUGGCGUGGGUGCUAUUCAAAAGCAAAAAAUUGAAGCAGAGAAAUACCGCGAUAAAGGUACCGAGUUACAAGAUACGCAAUUUGAACAAAUGGUGAAACAAAUGGAAAUGCUGAAAGAGCACUUGGAGGAUUUCGCUGCGAAGCACAAGUCCGAAAUCAGGAAAAAUGCUCAGUUUCGGCGUCAGUUUCAAGAAAUGUGUGCCGCGAUUGGCGUUGAUCCAUUAGCAUCCGGCAAGAGUUUCUGGAGUGUACUCGGCAUGGGUGAUUUUUAUUACGAGCUUGGAGUGCAAGUGGUGGAAGUUUGUUUGGCAGCCAAUUAUAGCACCGGUGGCCUAAUGGAGUUGAAUGAAUUGCGGAAUCGCCUUGUAUCAGCUAGAGGUCGGAAGCAAAUUCACCAGGAAAUUACAAAUGAAGACAUCCUAAUGGCAGCGAAAAAGCUACAAAUUUUCGGCAACGGAUUUACUGUAUAUCCUGUUGGAAAGGGUCGGUAUAUGGUGCAAUCGAUUCCAGGAGAGUUGAGCCUGCAAGAGACGUCCGUCUUGAAUGUAGCUGCUAAUCAAGGACAGGGAUUUGUCACUAUUUCGAUGCUUAUCGCUGAUUUAGGAUGGACUGAAUGUCGAGCUCUGCAAGCUGUAGAGAAAAUUGUGUCUGAUGGUCUCGCAUGGAUUGAUAACCAAGGAACAGAGAAAGCUUAUUGGUUCCCAAGUCUUUUUCCUGCUCGACGAUAAUCUAAAUUUCUUCUUACGCGUUAAAAAUAAAAAGAAACU